This is a messenger RNA of Phragmites australis (common reed), 1947 nucleotides long. RefSeq lists its product as uncharacterized. Bases 185 to 1717 code for a protein of 510 amino acids. The transcript is spliced from 10 exons. NCBI's taxonomy places the organism in Eukaryota, Viridiplantae, Streptophyta, Magnoliopsida, Poales, Poaceae. Gene Ontology annotation, biological process: receptor recycling; retrograde transport, endosome to Golgi; endosome organization. The record is from RefSeq and is a predicted model, not a curated record. Gene Ontology annotation, cellular component: early endosome; trans-Golgi network; recycling endosome.
GCCAGCGUAGCAGAAGCAUUUCCGUUAGCGAGGUCUCCUUCCAUCGAUCUGAACGCGCUCCCCACCGGCCGGUCGCGCGUCUCCACCUACCCGCCCGCCCCGCCGUCGCCGUCGCCGUCGCCGUCGCCGUCGCCGUCGCCGACCCAAAACCCUACCCCCCUGUCGCCUCCUCCGCCCCCGCGCCAUGGACACCAACGGCAGCUCCCCGAGGGUUAGGGACACGGAGAGCAGCCUGGAGAAGGUGAAGCGGCAGCUGUCGUCGGGGUCCGGGAGGUACCUGCUGCAGGGCCCCCUGCUGAAGCGAUCUGAGACGCUGAGGAAAUGGAAUGAACGAUGGGUCAUAUUGGAUCCGACAUCUGGCAAGAUGGAAUAUAAACUACGGAGGAAUGAAACUGCCAUUAAGGGGGCCAUUCUAUUUGAUGCCUCAAGCACCAUUACUUUAUCUCCUGUGAACUUUCAAGGGAUGCCAAAAUAUGAUGGUUGCUGUUUCUACAUUGGAACUCCUCAAAAAAAGGAUUACUUUCUUUGUGCUGAAACUCCCGGUGCUGCGAAAGCUUGGGUAUCUACAUUACAUGCAACUCAGUUAGUUCUACAAGCUCAUAAAGAGGCAGUAAAUUCUUUGGCUGGGAAUGGCUCUCCAGCUACACUAGGUACAGUUGCUACUGCAGUUGCUAAUGCUAAUGCAACAGCCAUGGAGGCUACCAAGGAGAUAGAAGCAGCAAUGAAGGUCUUGAUGAGGGCAGCUCUUGGGUUGGGUAAAAAUAACUCCAACGAGGGCCAACUUGAUGAUCUAACCAUCAUGAAGGAAACUCUCCGAGUGAAAGACGAGGAGUUGCAGCAUUUGGCUAAGGAUAUUCGUUCGCGUGAUGCUACAAUAAAGGAAAUAGCAGACAAAUUAACAGAAACUGCAGAGGCUGCGGAAGCUGCUGCUUCUGCAGCUCAUACAAUGGAUGAACAGAGACGCCUUCUAUGUGUGGAGAUUGAGCGCCUAAAACAAGCUAUGGAGAGACAAAUGGAACAGUCAAUGCUAAAGCUAAGACAAUCUGAAGAGAAGGUUAUUAGCCUGAGCAAAGAGAAGGACCAGUUGAUGAAGGACAGAGAUGCUGCAUUUCAAGAAGCUCAUAUGUGGCGCAUUGAACUAGGAAAAGCUAGAGAGCAAGCAGUUAUACAGGAAGCAACUAUUGCCCGAGCAGAAGAGAAGGCAAGGGUUUCUGGUGCCGAUGCUGCAGCUCGGAUAAAGGAAGCUGCUCAAAGGUUGCAUGCUGUUGAGAAAGAAAAGGAGGAGCUUCUAGCUCUGGUUGGUGUUCUCCAAUCACAAGUCCAGAGAGAACAGAGCAGCACAAAGCAAGUAUGCGAGGAGAGAUCCGAAUCAUGCUCCGGCACUGACAAUUCCCCUCCCUUGACAAAGCAUGUCGAUGCAUCAGAUGAUGAUGUGGACAAAGCCUGCGUAAGCGACUCUAGAUCAGUCCUGGUUUCCAGCGACAGCACUGAAGUCCAAUUGGCUGUGGAUGGGGUGGACAUCCGUCCUAUCGGCGACGCAGAGUGGGUUGGAUUCCAGCAGUCAGAAGCGCUGAUCGCCGAUGUGCUGGAGGUCUCUCCAGAGGCAGGCGAUGUGCGGGAGGUCUCCACAGAGGCGGAAGGCGGCAGCUUGGAUAUUCCUGUGGUCAAUCCCCCACCUGUCAAUGACCAUAUGCAGGGAAGCGCAACUCAUCCCUGAAGACCUGAGGUUGCUGCUGCCGAAUACCUUCUGAGAUUGGUGUGAUUAUUGAGAAACCGAUAGGGAUUUAAUCCUCGAGAGAGUUUGUGUUGCGGGUAUUUGCAUCGAUGCGGAUUGUAUGUUCAUUAUAUUUAAGUAUACAACUCAAUAAAAUGAUAGUAGUGCUUGGCUGUGGGAUUGUAAAUUAUAAACGUCGUCCCGUUUUCAUGUUAUUAUUCCCUUCGACAUUU